AUGAUUUUUUUCAACGCAUAUAGCGGUACAUCAACCAAGGGCAAUACUAUAAGCUCCGCAAACACACAAACUUCACAAGAUACAACCUCGGCCACGAACUCCGUUCAAACGACCACUGCUCCGUCAACUACAGUCAAAGAUACUACUAAAGAUACUAAAACCUCAAAUUCGGCUACUAGUUCUGCUUCAAGCUCUGCCCAAGAAAGCGGAGUUUCAUCUACUUUAGCAGUAACUGGAAGCCUGGUAUCUUCAAAAAAUUCAGAAUCUUCAAACACCGGGAGUACACAUAUUUCUGCGACAACUACCUCAGCUUCAGCCAUUGUUAUCACAGCAAGUAAUACGAUUUCUUCUGAUACUGGUACAAAACCCACACUUAGCGCUGUUCAGAUUACUGCUGUUAAUACUUUAAAUUCAGGUAGUGCUAGUGGUCUUCCUGGUCUUAGCACAGCUUUGCCUACACUUUCAUCAACGGGAGCAACAAUCCCAACUGUAACUGUUCCCUCUAAUGCCAAUAAUCCUUUUAUGAAGCAGUCAUCUCUUCCUGAAGGAACAGUUUUCAUUGCUGUUGGCUCUAUUCUUCUUGGUAUUGCGCUGGCCGUAAUUGGAUGGAACAUUGCAAUGUUUAUUAUUGCCAGAAAUUCAAAGUAUAUUGACUACACACCUGCUGGUGGGUUUGGAACUAAGGGACCUGGUGAUUCCAAGACAGCUUUUUCAGGUGACCAUUCUAAAACCCUAGAAGGAUCAGAGGUUGGGACCUCUGGCGUGACUGGUGGAGCGGCUGCUAGAGUUAUGUCUCAAGUGGGCUUUGGUGGUGGAAACGAUAACGCGGAACGAACAAGAUCAAUGUAUAAUUCCGGCUUGUUUUUCUCUCCCACUGCAGAAGUUAUGAAUAAUGCUCAGCAUCAGGGUGCUGUUUUACCAGGAUCAACACCAGGUGCUGCUGAUUCUUUAACUUCAACUGUCAAUUCUGCAGCAGGUGUUGGCGUUAGUCCCUCUACAUUGGGUGCUGCUGCUGCUGCAAGUGCUGGCGCUACUAGAACAUCGGUUUAUAUGCCAUCGGGAUACUAUGCCCCAGCAACUUCUGCGGGAAUUACUGGGAAUACAACAAUGUCAAUUUACAGUACCGCAGGAACUAAUACUAACAAUCGAAAUACGAUAGGGCCUACAAGAGAAUCUGUAAGAGCUCCUAGUGCAUAUUUAGAUGACUUCCUAGGACAAGAUAGCUAA
Molecule: messenger RNA, 1227 nt
Organism: Magnusiomyces paraingens
Lineage: Eukaryota; Fungi; Ascomycota; Dipodascomycetes; Dipodascales; Dipodascaceae
Exons: 2
Coding region: 1-1227 (408 amino acids)
Cellular component (GO): fungal-type vacuole
Source: RefSeq, a predicted model, not a curated record